UUUGGUAAUUAAAAUCAAAUUCCCUCUCUCUCUGAUCUUUCGCUCUCGUGCACCCUAACCUCUGUCUCUUUCGCACUCACCACUAAAUCGAGUCCUAGCUCUCUCCUUCGUCGCUGCGUCUCCCCAACUUCGCUCAUAGUUGUCUUCAAGCUCGCCUCUUGGUGGUCGGGCUUUUUCUUUCUUUCUUCCUUCGUAAAUUGAUUGGUUGCUCAGUUUUCUUCAACAGAGUGCCUGCUGAUUCUGAUUCAAAAAGAGUAAAAGCAAGCUAAUCCUCAUCUGGUUAAUCAAAAAGCUUGCUGGAAGAACAAUGGUCGCUUUACUGUUUUUCACUCAAGCUUCUCCAUAAUUUAGAUGAUUUCUUGCCUCAUGAUUCUAGAUAUCAAUAUUAGUGCAAAGCGAGUUUGAUGGAUUUUGAUUUGGACCCUUUUGAGGAUAUACUUAAUCAACCGUCUUCUGUGCAUGCAGCUCGAGCGGGAGGGAAGUUUCAACCGAAGGCCAAACCACGACCAAAGAAGGGAACAUCUUCAUCACGUUCUUCUACGCUCCCAAGCAAUGCCAAGGAUGUUUCAUCAUUUUCAACAACCUUGGACACAACAAAAUCUGUUCGGUCAAUUGAUACUGUGGAUGAUGGAUUGACAAGUCCAGUUGAUUCUUCUUUAGUUUCACCAGCAUUAAUUGAGACUAAAGAACACUUGGAGAACGAUAAAGGUAACCUGAAAUUUAAGCCAGUGAACUCUUCAGGCUCACUUGUCACAGCAAGAGAGUAUAUUGCUUCUCCAGAUGUCGUGCCUUCAGAGAUUGUUGUGAGUAGUAGCAACAACAAUGAAGAUUCUAUGUUGUUAAUAAAAGAGGCAGAUUCUUUACAGCUUGAUUUGGACUCUCUUGCCUGCAUUGCUUCUGAUACUGCAAGCAAAGAGAGUGUUGGUUAUGAGUCUCAACCUAAGGCUGAACUUCAACCCACUGAUGAAACUUUCACAUCAGUCAGCUUGAAAAUUCCUGAUGGUUCAAAUAAUAAGUCAGAAUCUCUUCAAUUGGUUGAUGUGGCAGAUGAUGGAUAUAGGGAACCGGUAUCUUUGUCCUUGACUACAACUUUUGUGGAUGGAGAGCCUUUGAAAGAUUUUGAUGGUUCAUCCUCACAUGAAAAAGGGAGCUUGGAAGCAACAAACCUCUUGCUUGCAAGGAUGGAGAAUGUGGGCUCAAUGGAUGCUCUGGAUUCAGAGGCUACAAGAUUCGAUGGUAAUGGUAAUUGGAACUCUAGCUUUGUGAAAUCAGUUGAAGACGUAGGCUCCUUGGAGUUUGAUUUGGAUCCAUCAAAUAUUAUGCUUCCUGGUGCAAUUAAUUCUAGGGCUGAUGAAAAGUUUCAACCUAAGCCGAAUGCUAAGACCGAGUCCAAAAAUGAAAUUCCUGUGCCAUUCCCUCCGUUGCCUUCUAAUUUAACAAUGGAACAACCUGCUGCACUUGCUUUGGUUGACACACAUACGACACAAUCUGUUCAAUCUGUUGAUUUCAUGGAUAAAAAUAUGGACCCAGUUAGUUCAUCUUUGCCUCUGGAUAUUGAUAGAAAGGAACCUCUAAAGGAUGAUGAAUUUCUAUUCCCUGAUGAUAACUUGGAAUUAGUAAACCCCUCAUCCAAAGAACCUGCACACAAGCAGGAUAUUAGCUCCAAAGAUGCUAAGCUUGCAGAGGUGAGGUCCAAAAGCUAUGGUCCAGGGCAUUCUUCUUUCUUAGAAUCUGCAAUAGAGGUUGAUUCAAUGAUGCUUGAUUUGGAUCCAUUUGCUGAUAUCGUUCCGCCACCUGCUAUAGGCAAUGCACGGACUGGAGGCAAAUUUCAACCUAGAGUGAAGGCCCGGCCUAGGAAGGGAAAAUCUGAGGCAAUUGCUCUUGCUGUUUCUAGUACAAAUGCCUCAGAUAACCUGCAGUCUGCUAAUUUUGUUGAUACUGGAGAUGAUAGACUGAUAGAUCCAGUGCAUUCAUCUUUAACUACAUUGGAGAACAUGGAAAGCAAAGAGCCAUUGAGAAUUGAUGAUUAUUCAAAUCCUGGAGUUUACUUAUCCAAUGAAGACAGGAGUUCAGGAUUGGCAAAUUCUUCCCAGUUAGUGGCCAUCGAUUCUCUGCAUACAGGUGCUUCAAACAAGGAGACAGAGGGACAAUCUGGAAGUUUAGUUCCUAGUUCUGUUAAUUCUUCAGUACCCGGAGCAUGUGAUGUGGCAAACUUAGAUGCAGUGACUUGUAACGAAGCUGCUGUUCAGACCAAUAACGAAAGGCCAGAGCCAGAGUUUCAGGAGUCAGGGUCCUUUCCUAACUUGGAAAAUCCAGAUAUUCUAACUGAUUCCACCAUUGUAUCUGAGCAUUCCACCAGAAAAUUCCAGCCAAAACUCAAAGAACAAAUUGGGAAAGAGAAACCUACUGUUAGCAUAUUUCCCCCAGAUGCACUUGAGUCUGCCGUGCCUACCUCAGACAGUCACUUUGUUCCUUCUGUACCUUUAUACAUCAAUGAGGGUUCUAUUCCUUCCUACCCAUCAGAUGAUGUUUUUGAUUAUUCCUCUAUGAGCUUUGGCAACUUCGUUUCUCCAGAUCCUACUUUUUCUGAGUUUCCAGUGAACGAAGAACAAACAAACCUCACGGAAGCUUCUCACUCCAGUGACAGAAAUUUAUUGCACCAAGAAGAUUUACCUGAAGUGCCUGAAAUGGAGAGUUCUAAGAGUAGAAAAAGAAAAUCUUCUUCUGUAUCAAACACUUCUCAGACGUUCAAACAAUCGUCCUUAGCCAGUGGGAUGAAUGAAAGUGAAGAAUCAUCAAAGAGACUGAGAAAAAGGACUGCUUCUAUGCAACUUGUUGACUCCUCAGGAGAUGAAGCUCAUGAUAGCGAUGGCUUCCCUUCUGAACCGCCUAGUAAUUCUAAUGCAGAUGGAGAAGAUAAUGACUAUGAUUAUAGAGUUGAUGAAGAUAAUGGUAAUGGAGAUGGAGGGGAAAACACAUCCUGCAAAAAAAGAACUUCAAAAAGGUCAAAGAAACCUGUGGGUGAGAGGACAAAACCAGUUAGAAGACGAAAGACUGACAAUGAUGUGCCGGAACAAACUCAAAAACCGCGCAAGAAGUUUUCUCAUUCCACUCGUCGAAAAAGCAGAUUGAAAGAUUUGCUUAGCAUACCAGAGGAUGAAGUUGAUUAUCAAAGAAUGCCUUUCAAGGAUAUUAUUUUGCUUGCUGGAUAUAAGGAGAAAUUAGCUGCACAAGAGGCAAAAGAGGCAAAGGAUGCUGCAGCCAAAGCAAAAGCAUCAAAGGAUGCCUUAGCUAGUGAAAGAGAAGGUUCUCAUAAUGAAGAGGACACAGAGCAAGAUGGAGGCUAUGCUGAUGACCAAUCAAACUCCUUAUUCAAUUACCAUUCUUUCAUGGACAAAACACCCAUUGCAAGAUGGUCAAAACAGGACACUGAAUUGUUUUAUGAGGGAAUUCGGCAAUUUGGGACUGAUCUAUCAUUGAUACAACAACUUUUUCCUGGGCGAACACGUCAUCAGAUUAAGCUGAAAUAUAAGAAGGAAGAGCGUCAACAUCCAUUAAGGCUUUCUGAAGCUCUGAACACUCGCGCUAAAGAUAAUUCAUAUUUCGAGAAAGUGAUUGAGCAGCUGCAACAAGUUGCUGCUCAGGCAGAACAGGAGUCUAAUGGAGAUGACAUGAUCGGUCCAACAGAUGAGGAAACAGAGUUGAAUCCUGAAACCAAUGAGGAAGCAGAAGCGGCAAAAUGUGAAUGGGAUGAGGAAGCAGCAGUUGAAGAAGAUCAAGGAGAUGCAGGAGAUCCUUCAAAAUAUGAACAAGAAGAAGAUGAUGACUUGGAUUUAUGGAUUGCUUUUUGUUUGGCAUCAGUAGACAAUAUUUCUAUCUAGUGCAUGAUUAUCCAUAGAAAUGAGUUAAUCAAACGGUUGGGUGGAGGCUGGUGUCUGGUAGGCAGUAGCAUUCAUAUGGCGCCUUGCUGUAUUAUUUUUACCUAUUAAUAUAUAGUAGCGAAGUAAACGCCUUAGGCUUUACCAAAUA
Jatropha curcas is the source of this 4029-nucleotide messenger RNA. RefSeq lists its product as uncharacterized. Gene Ontology annotation, biological process: RNA polymerase III preinitiation complex assembly. Lineage: Eukaryota; Viridiplantae; Streptophyta; Magnoliopsida; Malpighiales; Euphorbiaceae. Gene Ontology annotation, cellular component: transcription factor TFIIIB complex. Gene Ontology annotation, molecular function: TFIIIC-class transcription factor complex binding. The record is from RefSeq and is a predicted model, not a curated record.